This is a messenger RNA of Stegodyphus dumicola, 1427 nucleotides long. RefSeq lists its product as uncharacterized. Lineage: Eukaryota; Metazoa; Arthropoda; Arachnida; Araneae; Eresidae. The record is from RefSeq and is a predicted model, not a curated record.
UCUUCCUUCUCAGAUAAUGACGUCUCGACUAAGCAGUGCGACGAGUUGAGCAUAUAUAAAGUACACUUUCAUUUCGUUUUGAAAAACAAACCUUUCACUUUCCAUUUGGAUACAUCAUUGGAUUCUCUUACUAGUCGCUUGGAUUACACAAACAGAAUUCAAACAUGCAGUCCAGGAAGCUUUUCUGCUUGGUGAUAGUCUCCUGCCUGCUUUCAAUUGACAUCUUGCUCCCUGUCGUCUUGGCUGGCCAUCAUGGUAACAGAAACCAGAAUGGCAUCGAGCUUCUGCUAGCUGCUGGUAUCCUUGCUAAGCUGCUCCGCAAGAAAGGAGGAGGUGGUGGACACCAUCAUCAUCAUCAUGGCCACGGCCACGGCCAUGGUCACAGUCAUCAUGGGUCAGGAGCAAGGAUGAUUGAGGUAGUACAUGUUGCUCCACCUAUGGGUGGAUAUUCAUCUCCUUACCCAGUCCAUCCCGCACAAUCAUAUGAAACAGCCGGAUAUGGUGGUCCGUCACCCAUGCAUGGCGCACGGACCUCAUACGGUGGUCAUGCAGGCUCAGCAACUACAAGCUUCUCUUCUUCCGUCGAAUAUCCAUACGCUGCUUCUCACCCAUUAGCCAUACAUCAUCAUAUGCCCUACUCUGGACCUCCAUCUUCAGCAGCAUUCAUCGGAUACGAACCUCAGCCAAUAGCUUAUGGUCCUCAUCCACCACAAGAGCAUAUGCAUCAUCCUUAAAAGGAAAUAUCACGUAGUUUUUUUUUUCAAUUAAAUCAAAUCAUAGACUAUAAAACUUUAUUUUUCAAAACCAGGUUGAUUGUCUACUUCAGAUAUUAUUUGCAUCUAAACUUUACUAUACCGUAGAUGCUUUUUGAAGCUCAUAGCAUUUUUUAAAUAUUUGCCAAUAAAUGGAAGGCAAGAAGUUGGGGUAAUAUCUGAGAUACUGGCGCAACUUCAGCACUUGCUUCAAAUAUACGUCUUGUUGCCAGAAUUCUAAAAUAGCAAUGUUACAACUCCUGAAUCGAACAUUAAAAUGCAUAUCAAUUAUGUUCUUUAAGUACAAUAAUAUUUAUAAUUAGUACAUAGUAUAUAUAAACCAAUAAGCGUAUUGAAAGAUAAUAUUAAAUCUUAUACUAUCAAUUUUAUAAACAAUGUAAAUAUUGUAAAUAUGCAUGUGUAUAGUAAUGUUAACUGUAAGGUAAGUUAGGGUUUAUAAUUACGAACUGUAUACCGUUUUACAUUUUCUACUUGGUUUACUACCGGUCCUGUAUUACAAAAGUAGUGUAUCACCUGCUAAGAGAUGAGUUUUGUAGCGAUAUUACCCUGUUGUUUGUUUCUAUAUUUCUAAUUCCAUAAAUAAGAAAUGUAGACACUAUGUAAAUAUUGUAUAUAUUUAAUGUAGAGAAUAAAAUUUUAUGUUGUAUUUUGGUU